AUGUCGCGAACCACAGAGUCUAGUUCUGAGAAGCUACUAGCCCAUUUGCGCCGAUACGGUGAAAAGCACCGAGAAAAGUUCGUCGCGGUCGGCCUACCCGAAGGUCUGGUGCGGAUGUGUCCAUGCUUGUGCUCACGGCUCUGGCGGGAGCUGGAUACGCUGCCCUUGGUGCCGGAGUACAAAAGUCAUACCCGGCAGCCGGACGAGGCCGGGGACCUCUCGAUCUUUGCGAGCUGGAAGCGGAAGACGCCGGACGAGCAAGCGGAUUCUAUGGCAAGGAAAUGCUUGAGGGCGUUUGGAGUCGGACAUCUGAUCCACAAUCAGAUUUAUGCCAAUGGGAUGGUGGACGUCGAUAAGAGUUUCCGUAUACGCUUCGCGGAAGAGGACGACUAUCAGAGGACGGUCAGCGCUGAACUGUGGGAGAGGGCCAAAGGAUUCGCCGAGGAUCUCGUGGAGAGGAAGGUGAAGAUUGCCUUUUUCAGCAUGACGUGUCAGGGGAAACCCGACGUGCAUACCAGGCAUGCUUUGCUGCGUCUCAGUCAUAUUCUGGGGGUGGAUAUGAAGUGGUAUGUCCCGAAGCCGCGCCCGAAUACCCUCCAGGUGAUCCGCAAGAUGGAGGAUAUCAUGGAGGGUUUAGCCGGAACAGACGUGCACCUGGACAUGGAGGACCAGCUCCAAAUCCUGGAGUUCGCGUACGAGAACGCAAGUCGAUACUGGCUCCAGGAGAAUGGACCCUUGCGUGCGCGCCAGCAGGGAGGAGCUGAUGUGGUGAUCAUCGACAGUGCCCCGCUGCUGACACUGGCGCUUCUAGCUAAGCAGCAUGAUCAUGAUCGUCCUGUCAUCUUUGAGAACAGAUUGCACGCGCCACCGGACAUCUUGGAGCAUAUCACACGUCCGCAGGCACGGGCGUGGCAAUUCGUCCAGACCCGAUUACAGCACGUCGAUACCUUGAUUACACCUCUGCCACGCGCAUUCACCCCAUCUAUCAUGCCAGAGGAACGCGUCGGUCGUAUCUCUACAUCUACCGAUCAGCUCGACGGCUUGAACAAGCAUCUGACAGACGCCGACCUGACCUUCUACGGACAAGAGUUCAACUCCCUAUGCAGGACCUUUAGAACCCCAGUAAUCAAGUAUCCGAAUGAGCAAUAUAUCCUGAGCCUAAGCCAGCUGCGCCCCGGAGACGGAAGUCUUGUCCUGCUCGACGCCUACGACGAGUUCUGCACCAUUUGCACCCAGCAAAGCCCUGACUUGCCGCUUCCCAAGCUUCUCAUCUGCCACCACGGGCCAUCUCGCAGCCCUGAAAGCGAUCCCCUAUAUGAUCGUCUCCACACCCACAUCGACACGACCCUGAAAAAGCAAUUCGCGGCCCAAGUGUGCGUAGUCCAGAUUGGCCCGCAGGACCAAAUGUGGAAUACCUUGCUCUCGAACGCCCGCGCGGUCGUUCAACUGUCGGUCUGCCAGGGCAUUCCCGAGGUCCUGCUCUGGGCUCUCCAGAAACAGCGGCCGGUGAUCACCACCACUGAAGGAGGGCGGCUUAUGGCUUUGGAGGAGGAGGAAAUAAGGAAGAAUCUGUUUGUGGUGGAUGGGUUGGACCUAGACACGAUCGUGCAGCAUCUGUAUCGUCUUUUCACCGACAAAGGAGUACAUGCGCAAGCAAACUUGAGCCGCGGGUUGCCUGAUUGCUUGACAACGGUGGGUAAUGCUGCUUGCUGGUUUUACCUCGCAUCCCAGGUGUCUCGGGGGCUGGACUAUCGUCCUAAUGGUGAGGAUAUUGCGCGGUUGGCACGGCUGGUAGAGUAG
Messenger RNA from Aspergillus homomorphus CBS 101889, 1800 nucleotides. Its product is annotated as putative heat shock trehalose synthase. Bases 1 to 1800 code for a protein of 599 amino acids. The transcript has 6 exons. NCBI's taxonomy places the organism in Eukaryota, Fungi, Ascomycota, Eurotiomycetes, Eurotiales, Aspergillaceae. The record is from RefSeq and is a predicted model, not a curated record.